AUGACAACUUUGGACAGAGAAGAACAUGCUGGAAUUGGAUCUGAGGAGAAAAACUCAUCAAAACGCACGGUUAUGGAAAAUUUGGAAAAAGAAUUUGCUGAAAUUGCAGUAGAGGAGGAAUUUCCUGAUGAAUUUCAGUGUUGCGUCUGCCUGGAUCUCUUGUACAAACCAGUUGUCUUAGGUAAAAGGGCAUUGCAAAAGCUACAAAUUGGUCGUUGUUUCUUCACAAAGUUCAGUUCCCUUAUUUCCUUGUUUGCAGGGUGUGGUCACCUUUCAUGCUUCUGGUGUGUUUUCAAAGCUAUGGAUAGUUGGCAGGAGUCGCACUGUCCAAGUCUCAAAACAGAGGGCAGCAAAAAAGGUGCUUACAUAUCAAGAAUUACUUUUUCUUUGGAGACAAUGGUGGAAGAGGGACGUGCAAGUAUUCUUACAUUGUGCAGUUCUGUGACUCUGUCAUCCAAUUCUGGCGAGUUGCAUGAACGACUACGCCAUACUGCUUGCCAAAGUCUUCCGAAGAGGUUUGACUUUAAUGAGCUUGAGCAUAUAUUGAAGUAG
This is a messenger RNA of Ilex paraguariensis (yerba mate), 552 nucleotides long. NCBI's taxonomy places the organism in Eukaryota, Viridiplantae, Streptophyta, Magnoliopsida, Aquifoliales, Aquifoliaceae. The record is from the annotation of a GenBank genome assembly.